AUGGCAGGCCCGACAACGGGCGGCGGCUCACCAGAGCGCCUCGUCGUGACCAACGACCCGGGCUUGGACCAGCGCGUCAGCAUCGCCUUCAUCGUCAUCGACACCUUUUUCCUCGCCGUCUUCUUCGCCAGCCGCUACUACAACCCAAAGGCCGUGGGCAAUCCCAUGCUCGUGUGCAAUACUCUGUGCUACAUCUUUUGCCUUGGCAGCGCGACAGCGGGCAUCUUAAUGACACAAAUAGGCGGUGUCGGUUAUCAUGUCGCCGACGUUCCCGUGUACACCUUUCAAACAUGGCUCAAGCUCUCCAAGGUGCUCGAGUUCACCUACACCCCGGCCGUCAUGUUUGCUAAGCUCGCCGCCCUCUUCCUUUACCACCAAGUCUUCCGCGUCACCGGCUAUCGCAUCAUCAUCAUCAUCCUCGGCGUCGUCAUCGUCCUCCAGGGCGUCAUCGCCCUCGUCCUCGCCUUCUCCAUCUGCCGACCCUUUCGCUUUUUUUGGACGCAGGCCGUUGAUCCCAACGAUGGCGUCUGCGGCGAUGUCAUGCUCUUUUACAAGCUCUACAGCGUCCCCAGCCUCGCCACCGAUCUCGUCAUGCUCAUCAUCCCCUGGCCCAUCCUCCUGCGUCUGCAGAUGCCCGUCCCCGAGAAAAUCGGCCUCAUGCUCACCUUUCUCGCCGCCUCCUUGGGCAUCAUCACCUGCGCCCUCCGCUUCUCCGUCUUCUUCACCACGCCCCUCUUCACCGACCCGACCUGGUACGCCUCGGGCGGGCCCAUGAUUUACGCCCUCGUCGAGCCCUCCAUAUACAUGAUUGCCAGCAUCCUGCCCACCACCCGCCACCUCCUCCGCCGUGUGCACCGUCGUCUGCGUGGCGACCCUCCGAGCGUCAACGCCUCGUGCGGCCCCGACAGCACCGGCAGCAGCGGCGGCGGCGGCGCCAAGCUCGGCGAGUUGGAGAGGAGCCAGCACAGCGGCCGCAGCCGGUUCGCUCGCCGCGCGGAUCCCUACCGUCAUCACACCACCACCACCACCACGAGCCAGGAGGAGCUGACGCUCGACGAGUGGCACCACACCCGCGAGGAGUGGCCGCGACCCAUGACCAAGGCUACCGAGGAUAUGUCGCGGCCCAUGACCAAGGCUACAGAAGACAUGCCGGGAGCCCUGGAGCAAGGUCAACACAAGUGA
Beauveria bassiana ARSEF 2860 is the source of this 1182-nucleotide messenger RNA. Its product is annotated as integral membrane protein PTH11-like protein. The transcript has 2 exons. The coding region runs from base 1 to 1182 and encodes 393 amino acids. Lineage: Eukaryota; Fungi; Ascomycota; Sordariomycetes; Hypocreales; Cordycipitaceae. The record is from RefSeq and is a predicted model, not a curated record.